AUGCCUAAGUUAGAGUUGUCCGAGAUUUGGAAAGAGUACGGAGGGCCUCAACUUGUUGAUCAAGACUUGUAUUUCAUCUUUGAGCUCAAGAGGUUAACCCCAAAGCACAUGGAUCGUAGGGUUGGCCAAGGCGGUACUUGGAGUGAAAUAGAAUCCUCCAAAUUGGUUGAAUGGAAACCCUAA
Messenger RNA from Prunus armeniaca (apricot), 183 nucleotides. The record is from the annotation of a GenBank genome assembly. Lineage: Eukaryota; Viridiplantae; Streptophyta; Magnoliopsida; Rosales; Rosaceae.